Penicillium pulvis is the source of this 1257-nucleotide messenger RNA. RefSeq lists its product as uncharacterized. Gene Ontology annotation, cellular component: cytoplasm. The coding region runs from base 1 to 1257 and encodes 418 amino acids. Gene Ontology annotation, molecular function: glycylpeptide N-tetradecanoyltransferase activity. Gene Ontology annotation, biological process: N-terminal peptidyl-glycine N-myristoylation. The transcript has 3 exons. The record is from RefSeq and is a predicted model, not a curated record. Lineage: Eukaryota; Fungi; Ascomycota; Eurotiomycetes; Eurotiales; Aspergillaceae.
AUGGAGGAAUCAAAUAUAAAGAAUGAUUUACCAUCGAGCAACGAUCCAUCCCUGACCAAGUCAAGGCUCAACCUAGACAAUGCAACGGUAUCCGAAUUAUUUGCGAGGUUGCGGGUUGGAGAACCAAGGGAGAAUGACAGGGGACCAAGAGAUGCCGGAUCUUACAAGUUCUGGAAGACACAGCCAGUGCCACAAUUCAAUGAGGGUGGUAAAGGUAGGGGAGGACCUAUCAAAAUGGUCAAUUUAGACGAGGUGCCAAAAAAGCCCUACCCACUUUUAGAUGGCUUCGAGUGGGGGACAAUCAACCCAGAGGACGAGAAGGAGGUGGGUGAGUUAUAUGAAUUACUGUCAAACCAUUAUGUUGAAGAUGGUGAUUCGAACUUCCGACUAAACUAUUCGCCGGUUUUCCUAAGAUGGGCCUUGACUGCUCCAGGCUGGCAGAAGCAAUAUCACAUCGGAGUACGCGCUUCCGCAUCGCAAAAGCUAGUCGCUUUCAUCAGCGGUCUACCAACCAACAUCAAUAUUCAUACGCAGACGAUCAAGGUGGUCGAAAUCAACUUUUUAUGUAUUCACAAAAGACUUCGCUCGAAACGCCUGGCGCCACUUUUGAUCAGGGAGAUCACCCGGCGCUGCUACCUCCAAGGCAUUUACCAGGCCUUCUAUACCGCAGCAGCAGUCUUGCCCACACCGGUAGCAUCGUGCCGUUACUAUCAUCGCGCCCUUAACUGGCUCAAACUGUACGAGUCCGGCUUUUCGCACCUACCAGCGAGCACGACCAAGGCCCGACAGGUUGCAAAGUAUCAUCUGCCAGGCAUUACCCAAACGCCUGGCCUGCGCCUCAUGCAAGCUGGCGACCUGGAUGCCGUCCGUGGGCUACUAGAGCAGUAUCUCCAGCGAUUUGAUAUCAGCCCAGCAUUCAGUAUAGACGAGCUAAGGCAUUGGUUGUUCCUUGAAGCUGGUCAGGCGGAAGAAGUUGGUAAACGGGUGGUUUGGGCAUAUGUUGUGGAAGAUCUAGAAACAGAAAGGAUCACAGAUCUUGUGUCUUUCUACUCUAUCGAAUCUGCGGUGCUCUCACAUUCUCAGUCUGACGUGAUUCGAACGGCAUACCUAUAUUACUAUGCGACGGACAAGACUCAGAACCUUCAGCAGCGUUUACAGGGCCUGAUCAACGAUGCCCUUAUCUUGGCGAAAAGGGCAAGGCCUCGGUUUCUUUUAACUCUCAUCCAUCCUUCCCUUUAUUUUGCUCGAACUGACUAG